UUGGAAGCCAUCAAGCAGCGCAAUCGACUCUUGGAAGAAAAGAAUGCAAUCUUGGAGGCGAACAAACCUUCUCGCAAAGCCUCCAAGGCACCCUCCCAGCUUCUAGCAUUUGACGAGGAAGUGAAGAUGUUCGCUAAGAAGUAUGGCAUCAUGUACGAGAUG
Messenger RNA from Suillus plorans, 162 nucleotides. RefSeq lists its product as uncharacterized. The record is from RefSeq and is a predicted model, not a curated record. The transcript has a single exon. Lineage: Eukaryota; Fungi; Basidiomycota; Agaricomycetes; Boletales; Suillaceae. The annotation marks the transcript as partial.